Molecule: messenger RNA, 358 nt
Organism: Pelobates fuscus (common spadefoot toad)
Lineage: Eukaryota; Metazoa; Chordata; Amphibia; Anura; Pelobatidae
Product: cortexin-1-like
Exons: 2
Coding region: 41-352 (103 amino acids)
Source: RefSeq, a predicted model, not a curated record
GGCGUGGUAUCUAUCAGAGACGCAGGACCGGGUGCAGUAAAUGCCUUACCCUGAUGUUCCAAAUUCCAUUUGGUGUCAUUGUUAUGCUGCCACCAUGGAUGAAGAAUCAGCUACGGAUUUUGAACUGCUUCUUUCUCCUUCUAUCUUGGAUGUUCGUCAUAGCUCAGUUGGGAUGGAUAUUGAGCAGAAGACAGUUUUUGCCUUUGUCAUCUUCCUACUGGUCUUCUUGGUCAUUCUUAUGGUACGCUGCUUUCGAAUACUACUGGACCCCUAUAGCAGAAUGCCAGCCUCUUCCUGGAAUGACCAUAAAGAAGGUCUCGAGAGAAGCCAGUUUGGUUAUGCCUUAGUGUAGAAUAAC